Molecule: messenger RNA, 2154 nt
Organism: Cornus florida
Lineage: Eukaryota; Viridiplantae; Streptophyta; Magnoliopsida; Cornales; Cornaceae
Exons: 5
Coding region: 304-1539 (411 amino acids)
Source: RefSeq, a predicted model, not a curated record
UCUCAGAAAACCAGCCUCUUGCAAGACACUAUCCGGAACAAUUUGUGCUUCAAAUCUCUCUCUCUCUCUCUCUCCCUCCUCUUUAGUUUCUGCUUUGGCUGGGUCCCUGGGACUGCAGAAGCAGCAAACUCCAAGGGCUGGCUAUAAUUAAAUCUUAAAAAGGCAGCAACAAACCAUCACACACACCCUCAUCAUACACAACCCACUCACGCCCAAUGUGAUAUCUUCCUCUGCUCUCCAUCUCUUUAUUGUAUUUGUAUCUAUCGGUUACUAUAUCUGUAUCUGUAGGCGUUUUGUUCCCAGAUGGCAGACGAGUUGAACGACGGUGAGUUCUGGCUUCCUUCUCAGUUCCUCACUGACGACGAUAUACUCAUGGACUACGCAAACAGCAAGCAUCACCCAAACAUGCUCACUCAUUUUCCCUUCGAUUUUUCUUCUCCCAACUCCGAUCUCAGUUCUCCUGUUGAGUCGGUGCAUGGUUCCACCGAGACAGAGAGUGAUGAAGAUGACUUCAUUACUGGGUUGACUCGCCAAAUGGCUCGCUCCACUCUCCACAACGAUUUGUGGAAAUCUGACUCUAGUUUAGCCUGUGACAAACCCAAGUCAUGGUCUAUGUCUUGUUCGCCCCAAUCGACACUAUGCGCAGUUAAUGGUGGUGGAUGUGGUUGCAAGCAGGGGUCGAGCCGUGGAAGCCCAAACUGUGCUUCAGAGAUGUCGUCGCCGCCGACUGCGACGGCGCCGAGGCGGAAUGGGUCCGCUUGGGAUCUGCUGUAUGCGGCUGCAGGGGAGGUGGCUAGGAUGAGGAUGCUUGAAGAAGGUAUUGGGUAUUACCAGAACAGAGGACUACUUGCUCCUCCUCCACAAAACCCCAGUCCAGUUUCUCUCCCUGUGAAGAAAAACUCACACACUACCCCUGAAUUUGGGUUUCACUCCAAUCCAACUCACUCUUACAAGCAAUUGCAAGUCACCCAAUUUGAGCAGCUAAAACAGCAGCAGAUGAUGAUGAAGCAACAUCAACAGAGCUCAGCGGAUUGGGGACAGUCUAAGGGGACCGUGCCUGUGCCAUAUCACCAGCAGCAGCAACAGGCGAACAGAGGAAGGAAUUGUAGUGGUCGUCCGCUUGGAUUAUCUCCAUCUGCUUGGCCUACUCUGCAACAAUCUCAGCAGCAACAACCUGGUUCAGGAAUGAGGGCUGUUUUUCUUGGAAACCCCGGGGCCGGCACUAAACGGGAAUGUGCAGGAACUGGUGUCUUCUUGCCUCGUCGCAUGAAUAACCCCUCCGAAACUCGCAAGAAUUCAGGGUGUUCGACUGUUUUACUUCCAGACAGAGUUGUGCAGGCGUUGAACUUGAACUUGGACACCAUGGAUGCUCAGCCGCAGCUUCAGCCUCGUUACAACAGAAAUUUCUCUACUAACUACGAUGGUGGUAUGAAGUAUCAAAAUGAUGUUGUGGGUGGUCAACAGAGGAAUAACAUCCGGUCGCAGGCAGUGAUGAACAACCAAGAGGUGGUCCGGCUUCCUCAGGAGUGGACUUACUGACCCGAUUGUGGCGUUUUUUAAAUCUUCUGGGUCGUAUUUGUUUUGUGUUUACAAAAUGGUUAAAAAUUGAAGGUAGAAGGUUUAGAAGAAGAUAAUAUUUAGAAAGAAAAAGGGUAGUUUUAGUAGUGGUUAGUUUGGAAUAGGAAAUUGUUGGUGGAAGUAGAAUUAAGAAAGAAAAAAUAAGAAGAGAGGGACUAUUUGCAGAUUGUUGUGUUUUGGGGUCCAUGUGAAAAUGAAAAGAAGAAAUAGGGGUUUUUUGGGGGUUGUGUCAGUGGAAAUAAAUUAAAAUAGUCCUGUCUGUUUUUCGAUCGAGGGUAGACUGCAACAGCUUUCGUUCAAUCAAUGUUGUUUGACUCGAGGUACAACCAAGUGCUUUUGACAGUUUCUUUUUUGUUUGAUUUGGAGUGGCAUUGGUAUGUAAUUAAUAAGUUGCCAGUAGGUUUUGUUCUUUUAUUGCUUUGAAUUUUAUUUACAAAUUCGUCUGUACGCAACUUUAUACCAUACUUGGUGGUGUAUGGUGUAGGUAGGUGUUUGUGGCAAUUGAUUACGAACCCGACCACCUAUAGUGGAUGGGAAUCAAUAGCAAUAAUAUUUAUUAGUAGAAAUUUUGCUACA